Molecule: messenger RNA, 2526 nt
Organism: Manihot esculenta (cassava)
Lineage: Eukaryota; Viridiplantae; Streptophyta; Magnoliopsida; Malpighiales; Euphorbiaceae
Product: U-box domain-containing protein 19
Exons: 1
Coding region: 243-2306 (687 amino acids)
Biological process (GO): cell surface receptor signaling pathway; protein ubiquitination
Cellular component (GO): cytoplasm; nucleus
Molecular function (GO): ubiquitin-protein transferase activity; protein binding
Source: RefSeq, a predicted model, not a curated record
UCAAGUGCGAGCUCGAAUUCUCAUCUCCUACAUCCCCAUGUGCCCACGAGCUACGUUUCUCAUUAUUUCACCAUUAGAUCGGUCAAAGACAAAUAAUCUGCUGACACGCGUCUAUCAUAGAUUCCAUAGGCUGUCUUCCCUAUAUAGAGGGAGUGUGCAGACGCCAACCGCCACUGCCCCAUUUCUAAGCAAAUACAAAAUCCGGUCACCAACUUUCCAAAACUGUCGUUUCUUCCUGUUCGAUGAUCGCAAAUCAACGCGGGCCGGCUCGCCGGAUUCUUACUUUUCCGGCAGUGCAACCUUGCGAGAGCAUAAGCCCAUCAACGCUGCUUACUUCGCUAACUAAUCUAGCUCUCCAGAUUUGCGACUACAAGUCCAAAUCUUUCUCUACCAAUGCACGAAACGCGCGCGAAAUCAUUCGCCUAAUCAACAACAUUACCAUAUUCCUCGAAGAAAUCCGGACGGGUUUUCGUUCGGAUCAGUCCGAUUCGAUUGUACUCAGUUUGUCGGAACUUCAUUUGACGUUGCAAAAGGUUCUGUACUUGCUGGAAGAUUGUACCCGAGAAGAUGCUCGUCUAUGGAUGCUAAUGAUGUCGGAGCGGGUGGAGAACCACUUCCAGGUUCUUGUCCGGGCGAUAUCUGCGAGUUUGGAUGUUCUGCCGCUCAGGUUGCUUGACGUGCCCAGCGAAGUGAAGGAGUUGAUUGAAUUAGUGACGAGGCAAGCACACAAAUCAAGAUUUCAAAUGGACCCAAAUGAUAAACUGGUAAUCAAAGAUGUUUUCUUGCUUCUGAAUCAGUUCGAAAAUGGUGUUGUUCCUGACAGGAGCAAUAUAAAACGAGUUCUGGAUUAUAUUGGGAUCCAAAAAUGGAGCGAUUGCAAUAAAGAGUUGAAGUUUAUGGAUGCAAAGAUAGGAUUCUUGCAUUCAAAUGAAAAGAGAAGUGAAUUGUCGCUUUUAAGUAGCUUGAUGGGGUUCUUGAGCUAUUCAAGAUGCGUGGUGUUCGAUUCUAUCGAUACCAAAAAAGCCCAACAACAGCAGAUUGAUGGUAGACGUGGCAGUGAGCUGCUUAGCUGCCUUAACAGUGAUGAUUUUCGAUGCCCAAUAUCACUGGAGGUCAUGAAAGAGCCUGUCACCAUAGAGACAGGGCAUACUUAUGAUCGGUCUUCGAUAUUGAAGUGGUUCAGGUCUGGAAACCCCACUUGUCCGAAAACGGGAAAGAGACUUGGAACAACAGAACUAGUCCCAAAUUUAGUGCUUAAGGAGCUAAUUCAACAGUACUGCUUCCAAAAUGGGAUCCCUUUUGCUGAGUCUAAACACAAGAAUCGUGACAUAACCAGAACGGUUGUUGCAGGAAGUUUGGCAGCUGAAGGAGCUAUGAGAUUGGUCGCUGAUUUUCUUGCAGGUAAGUUCACAAAUGGAGAUAAUGUGGAGAGAAAUAAAGCAGCUUAUGAAAUUCGGAUUCUUAGCAAAGCAAACAUUUUUAAUCAGGCUUGCUUCGUGGAAGCUGGUGUGAUCCCAUAUCUAUUGAAGCUGUUGUUGUCUAAAGAGUCUUUAUCUCAAGAGAAUGCCAUUGCAGGUUUAUUGAAUCUUUCGAAGCAUUCAAAAAGCAAAGCUUUGAUUGUUGAGAAUGGAGGAUUGGAGCUAAUUGUUGAAGUUCUAAAGAAGGGGUUACAAGUUCAAGCUAAGCAGCAUGCUGCUGCUACAUUGUUUUAUCUUGCUUCGGUGAAGGAGUACAGGAAAUUGAUUGGGGAGAUUACUGAGGCUAUACCAGCUUUAGUAAACUUAAUAAGUGAAGGACAUGAUCAUGCCAAGAAGAAUUCUUUGGUUUCGAUUUACAUGUUGCUUAUGCAUCCUGACAAUUUUUGGAGAGUUCUAGCAACUGGAGCAGUUCCUUUGCUUCUCAAUCUUUUAACAUCUUGUGAAAGAGAAGAACUAGUGACAGAUUCUUUAGCAGUUUUAGCUAAAUUAGCAGAAAAACAAGAUGGGGCUAAGGUAAUUCUACGUUCUGUAGCUUUGCCUAAAAUUGUGCGGAUUUUGGAUUCCUCCAAUUAUUCAAGGGCAACAAAGGAGCAGUGUGUAGCGUUGUUGCUGGGUUUAUGCAUUAAUGGUGGUACAGAUGUGGUAGCCCAUUUGGUGAAGAGCCCUUCUCAUAUAGGAUCAUUAUAUUCUCAACUCAGUGAAGGCACUGCUCGAGCAAGCAAGAAAGCAGGUGAUCUCAUCAGGAUCCUCCAUGGAUUCUAUGAAAGGAACUUGUCUGGAUCAAAGAAUCCAAUUCUCCCGCAAGAACGGUUUAUUCACGUUUGGUAACCCAAUUUUUUUUGGUACACUCCAUCGUCAUUCUUCUAUCUUCUUUCAAGAAUGCCUCCAUGUAAAUACUACAACGUUGGAGGAAUGCUUCUUGCUUGAUUUUUGUAUCGUUAGCUCAGUUUUUUGAAGAGCUAAUAUAAUAAUAAUAAGAAUGAAACUUUGUACAAACUUAGUAAAUUCAUCCAUCAGAAGUAAUAAAGGAAGAAUUUUUAUUAUUUUA